UGCUGGUAGGGUUUGGAGUCGCAAGACGCGCCGAGGCAGCUGUUGUCUCACGCACUCGUUUUGUAGUUCAGGUUAUUAUUUUCAACAGCCAACCGCAAGAAAUGGAUGUGUUUUUAAUGAUUCGACGUCACAAGACGACCAUCUUCACCGAUGCCAAAGAGUCUACCACAGUCUAUGAACUGAAGCGCAUAGUUGAAGGCAUUUUAAAGAGAUCACCUGAAGACCAGAGGCUUUAUAAGGAUGAUGUGCUGCUUAACGACAGUCAAACUCUUGGAAACUGUGGCUUCACAAAUCAAACAGCCCGACCUCAGGCCCCCGCCACAGUGGGAUUAGCUUUUCGUCUCAGUGAUGAGUCAUUUGAGCAGCUAAGGAUCGAGUCAUUCUCCACUCCCCCAGAACUUCCUGACGUCAUGAAGCCUCAGGAUUCUGGCAGCACAGCCAACGAGCAGGCAGUCCAGUGAGGGCAGGGGGGGGGGUUCGGGAAACGAGAGCUACAAGGGGGUUGGAAGGGAGGGCACGUUGGUUGAGGGAGGGGUUGACUUUUGGGAAGUGAUGCCUCUGUGGGUUCAGUUUUCCAAUGCCAGUGACACAUCUUCAAGUGAGGCAUAAAUGAUUCUAACUAUGGAUUCGCCGUAAAUUUGCAGAGGCUCCAAGUGGUUAAUUUUUCUUGAAAUUAGCAAGUACAUGCUAGAUAAAUUUAUAUUUCCUCACAAGACCCUUCAGAGAUACCUGAUGGACUUGUCACAACACUGUCAGUCAUCCGUCUGAUUGGUGAAGGCUGAAGCUUUGAAUUGUACCUCUUAUUUAAUGAAUUCUUGUCUUUAUUUGGAGUAAGACUCAUGCUGCCUUGCUCGUGCUCUUUUUAUUUGUUGGCUGAGAAGGCAGAGUCAAUGAGGUUUAAGCUUUUGUGCUUGUGUUGCUAUAGCGAGGGUUUAUUGGUUUUGUUUGUCUUUGGCCUGGAUCUGUGUUGCAACCAUAAAUAGAAGUUUGUGAAUUUCUGAGUUACCAUCUGUAUUUUAAAAAACUUUUGAACAAUGCUGAAAUAAAAAUAGAUACACUUGUUUUUGUUACUUCA
Nothobranchius furzeri (turquoise killifish) is the source of this 1075-nucleotide messenger RNA. RefSeq names its product elongin B (gene elob). Gene Ontology annotation, biological process: transcription elongation by RNA polymerase II. Gene Ontology annotation, molecular function: protein binding. Gene Ontology annotation, cellular component: elongin complex; VCB complex. The record is from RefSeq and is a predicted model, not a curated record. NCBI's taxonomy places the organism in Eukaryota, Metazoa, Chordata, Actinopteri, Cyprinodontiformes, Nothobranchiidae.